AUGGACCGUGACUGUCCAUGCUCAGAGUGGCCUCUAGGCCGUAUUGUUUCUGUCCAUUCAGAGACCCAGCGUGUCUUGAGAUUAGUGAAUGUGAAGUGCAAAGGCACAACUAGCCUCAAGACACUGGAAAAAUUAGUUUCCUUGGAGCAAGCAGAAAAUCAAGCUGCUCAGAGACCUCUUACACCUGAAACUCCAAUACAGAGCAUCCAUCCUAUACGAAACAUUUUCCUGCAUCAUUGCAGGAAAACUCAAAUUAAACUCAACCAUCUGAAAGGAUAUACGUAUGUGAGACCUCAUGAUGGCUUAUGGGGAACUCAGCAGAGUGAUGGUUCAUGGACUGGCAUGGUGGGUAUGGUGAGCAGGGAGGAGGUUGAAAUUGGUCUUGGUCCGUUUGCUGUCAAUACUUUAUUAAAUGAAGCCGUAGACGCCACGUGGCCAGUAACAAUAGAAUACGGGAGACUUCUUGGAGGUCGAGGUCAGCCGGAGGUGGACCCAUGGGGCUUCCUCUUUCCUCUGGAGCCGCUGGUGUGGGCGGCCAUCCUUGCGGCGCUGCUGGUGCUGCCUCUGGCUAUGUGUCUUAUGUCCUCAUGCUUUUCCCUUAAGACUCCGGCAGAAUGGAUGGACGACACAUUCAACUUGGUAUCAUUAAUUUCAAAUCAAGGCAUUAUGGUUCAGAAUAACUGGUGGUGGGAGCGGGUGGUGAUGGCGGUGUGGGGGCUGGUGACGGUGGUGUUGACGCAGAGCUACGCCGGCAACCUCAUGGGUCUCCUGGCUGUCAGACACAUCCCUCAGCCCAUCCAGUCCCUCGAGGAAAUUGUGAACGAUCACUCUGUAGCAUUGCUGGUUUUGGGUGGCGCUGUAAAAGCAGAAUAUAUUAUUACUGCAAAGGCUGGAAUAUUUCGAGAUGUUGCUGAUCUCCAGAAAGAGAAUCGUCUUAAAUUCAUCAAGACUACAGAGUUUGUUCGGAGUAUCAACACACUUGUUAGGAAUGGUCAUCACCUAUUUAUAUCAGAAGAGGUUGUGGAAAGAGCUUUGAUGGCCCAAGAUUUUUCACGGAAAG
Procambarus clarkii (red swamp crayfish) is the source of this 1060-nucleotide messenger RNA. The record is from RefSeq and is a predicted model, not a curated record. NCBI's taxonomy places the organism in Eukaryota, Metazoa, Arthropoda, Malacostraca, Decapoda, Cambaridae.